Messenger RNA from Colletes gigas, 1227 nucleotides. Its product is annotated as proline-rich protein 4-like. The transcript is spliced from 2 exons. The coding region runs from base 1 to 1227 and encodes 408 amino acids. The record is from RefSeq and is a predicted model, not a curated record. NCBI's taxonomy places the organism in Eukaryota, Metazoa, Arthropoda, Insecta, Hymenoptera, Colletidae.
AUGAAAAUUUUGCUGCUGACGAUAUUUCUGGGCCUGCUGGCCACGGCGAUCAGCAAGGAGGAGAAGAAAAAGGACGCCGAGCCUCAGGAGUCCAACGUAGAGAAGAAACAAGACAAACGGGGACUCAGUCAUCUCGAAGGUGGCUACGAUGGCGGCGACUACGGCGGAGGACACGAGCUAUCCGGAGGAGACGGUGGCGGUUACUCGUCCGGUUAUGGCGGCGGAUACUCUGAUUACGGGGGUGGUUACGGAGGUGGUUACGGAGGCGGUGGCGGCGGCGGCGGCGGCGGCGGCGGCUACGACGAGGGUAGCAAAGUAAAAGAGAUCACAAUCGUGAAGAGCGUCAAGGUCCCGUACCCGGUCGAGAAGAAGGUCCACUACCCCGUGGAGAAGCAAGUACUCUACCCCGUUAAGGUACCGGUACCACAGCCCUACCCUGUCGAGAAGAAGGUACCGGUCCCGGUGAAGGUUCUCGUCAAAGUUCCCGUGCACAUACCCCAGCCCUAUCCGGUGGAGAAGAAAGUGCCGUAUCCGGUCCAGGUCCCGGUAGAGAGGCCGGUGCCCUACAAGGUCUACAUCCCUCAGCCCUACCCGGUGGAGAAGAACGUCCCGUACCCGGUCAAGGUACCGGUACCACAACCGUACCCGGUCGAGAAGCCUGUCCCGUACCCGGUGAAGGUCAUCGAACACGUGCCGCAACCGUUCCCAGUCGACAAACCGGUGCCCUAUCCGGUGAACGUGCCCAUCGACCGACCGUACCCGGUCCACGUACCCAAACCGUACCCGGUCCCCGUCGAGAAGCAUGUUCCAGUGCCAGUCGUGAAGACGGUACCCUACCCGGUCAAGGUUCACGUCGACAGACCAGUAGGAGUGCCCGUCGAGAAACCGGUGCCCUACGAAGUCAAGGUGCCCGUUCCUGCGCCGUACCCCGUCGAGAAGCCCGUUGCUGUACCGGUGGAGAAACCAGUGCCCUACGCGGUCAAGGUACCCGUCGAGCGACCCGUGCCCGUCGAAGUCUCGAAGCCCGUGGCUGUGCCUGUGGCCAAACCCGUGCCCUACCCGGUUAAGGUACCGGUCGCCGUAUCCGUCCACGGUUACGGCGGUGGUUCCGGCGGAGGAGGUUACGGCGGUGGUUCCGGCGGAGGAGGUUACGGCGGUGGCUACGGCGGAGGAUACGGCGGAGGCUCCGAGGGCGACUACGAGUCCAGUUACGGAGGUCACUACUAA